Cynocephalus volans (Philippine flying lemur) is the source of this 3413-nucleotide messenger RNA. It is a transcript of the gene RAB6A, whose product is annotated as RAB6A, member RAS oncogene family. The record is from RefSeq and is a predicted model, not a curated record. Bases 539 to 1165 code for a protein of 208 amino acids. Gene Ontology annotation, biological process: vesicle-mediated transport. NCBI's taxonomy places the organism in Eukaryota, Metazoa, Chordata, Mammalia, Dermoptera, Cynocephalidae. The transcript has 8 exons. Gene Ontology annotation, molecular function: GTPase activity; GTP binding.
CAGGAAAGCGGUGGCGCGCACGCACGCACGCACGCACGCCGGCGGUCGGCGGGGCGGCAGUCUCGCGCCUGGGCUCGCCCCGCGGCGCGCCAGAGGCUCGCGCACUCAGCAGGUUGGGCUGCGGCGGCGGCAGCUGGGGGAACUGAGGUGCUGCGUGUGAGAGGUCCCAGAAGCGUCUGCGGCUCCACCUCCGCACCCUCCGCCUCUCCUACCCCAGUCCCCGUGCGGAGUGCUGCGGAAGGGAACGGCGAUAGCCUGGGGGACCCCGAGCACACCCGUGGCUGCUUCCAACACCGCCCUACUUCCCUUCCCAGCCGCGGGCCUCGCUUGGUGCUAGGCGACUCUGCGGGGAGGCGGCGGUGACGGCUGCCUGUCUUUGGAGAGACCUGCUGCCCUCCGGCCUUGCUUCUCCGCCGGGCCCUGCAGGGGCCGAGAGAGCUCGGCGCCCUCCCUUCCGCUCGCCUUCGACUGCCGGUUGGAGCAGCGUCGGUCCGGGAGGUCUCUGGGCUGAGCCAGCGUCAGCUCCUCCGGCUCCAACAUGUCCGCGGGCGGAGACUUCGGGAAUCCGCUGAGGAAAUUCAAGCUGGUGUUUCUGGGGGAGCAGAGCGUUGGAAAGACAUCCUUGAUCACCAGAUUCAUGUAUGACAGCUUUGACAACACCUAUCAGGCAACAAUUGGCAUUGACUUUUUAUCAAAAACAAUGUACUUGGAGGAUCGAACAAUCAGGCUGCAGCUGUGGGAUACUGCGGGUCAGGAACGGUUCCGUAGCCUCAUUCCCAGUUACAUCCGUGAUUCUGCUGCAGCUGUAGUAGUUUACGAUAUCACAAAUGUUAACUCAUUCCAGCAAACCACAAAAUGGAUUGAUGAUGUCAGAACAGAAAGAGGAAGUGAUGUUAUCAUCAUGCUAGUAGGAAAUAAAACAGAUCUUGCUGACAAGAGGCAAGUGUCAAUUGAAGAGGGAGAGAGGAAAGCCAAAGAGCUGAAUGUUAUGUUUAUUGAAACUAGUGCAAAAGCAGGAUAUAAUGUAAAGCAGCUCUUUCGACGUGUAGCAGCAGCUUUGCCUGGAAUGGAAAGCACACAGGACAGAAGCAGAGAGGACAUGAUUGACAUAAAACUGGAAAAGCCUCAGGAGCAACCAGUCAGUGAAGGAGGCUGUUCCUGCUAAUGCCCCAUGGUAUCUUCAACCCUUCUUCAGAAGCUCACUGCUUUGGCCCCCUUACUCUUUCAUUGACUGCAGUGUGAAUAUUGGCUUGAACCUUUUCCCUUCAGUAAUAACAUAUUGCAAUUCAUCAUUGCUGCCUGUCUCGUGGAGAUGAUCUAUUAGCUUCACAAGCACAAAAAAAGUCAGUGUCUUCAUUAUUUAUAUUUUACAAAAAGCCAAAAGAUUCCAGCAUAUUCCAGUGAUAACUUUAAAUAUUAGAUACAUUUUCUUAACAUUUUUUCCUUUUUUAAUGUUAUGAUAAUGUACUUCAAAAUGAUGGAACUCUCAACAGUAUGAGUAUGGCUUGGUUAAGGAACAAUAUGUUCACAGUAGCACUUGCCUACCUACUUGAUCUCUCCCUCCUUUUCUCACCUCUCCCUUAUCCCCAUCCCUAUUGUUACCCUCCCUCCCUUAAAACAAACAAAAGGAGGCAAAGCAGCAGUCAGACCAAGCCCACUGGAAGUAUCCUUCACUUUUACAGAUACCACUUUCUGUAGGCCAUGGGGCUAAGAUGCCCAAAAUUAUUCUUGAGCACUGAUAUAAAUUACUUAGACCUUCUUUGAGGUCAAAACUCAGCUAUUAUGGUGGGCAGUGCUUGAAUGAGAAAAGGGUUCUGGUUCAUCUUCAAAAUAAGUCCUAAUGAACAUUCUGAAUACAAGUAGAGGAACAUAAAAUGUAUUUCUGACCGAAACAAAUGACCCUUUCACGUGUGCUUUAUUAGACUCCGGGAGAAAAGAAAAACCAGGUACUUUAGAACAGAUUUUUAAUAUUUAACUCUUCAUGAUAAAAUUGUAUAGUUCUAAUGAACUGUUUCUCCCAAAAUUUUUAAAUUGUCAAGAUAGGGUUAUUCUGUUUGUUUAAAAAGAAAAAGAGCCUUUUUAAGCAAUAGAAUUCACUUUUUCUUUCUUUUUCAAAAAUGCUAUGCAGGCAAGGCAGUAUAAAAGUCUAAUUUCUUUAAGAAGAGCCAGUGGAAGAAUUUAAAUUUGGUACCAUGAUCAAAACUACUGUAACUAGUGGAAAUAAUGAUAUCUAAAGCUUACCAACAGAAGAACCCUCAGCAGAACAGCAAAUACUUUGCUCUGGACGUUUGAGGUCAAAUUGAGGAUGGAAACAGCUUUCUUGUAAGCCCCUGGAGGCAGAUCAGAAAAAGCAUACAUAGAAGAGGGAAAGAAGAGAAUGGAAAUAAAACUCAAUAUUAUGCAGAUUUAUGCCUUAUUUUUUAACAUUUUUUAAAUGUUGGGUCUUUCAGGCUGGUUUUGCUUUUUAUUAGAUCUGUAUAGUUUGGCUAAUUAACUAGUGAUUUAGUUUUAUAUUUAAGCUACAAUUAAUCUUUUUUCUUUGGUGAUAUUUAUUUCUCUGCCUUUUUUAAAAAAACUACUUCAGUUUUUAGAUGUUUUGUUGAAUCUGUUUAGAGCUUCAUCACCAUGGCAAUAUGUACUUCCCUUAAAACACUGCAAACAAACAUACUAGGAGUGCACCAUUUUAAUCUUUACUAGUUAUUGUGAGAUUGCUGUGUAAGUUAAUAAACACAUUUGUAAAUACAUUGUUUGCAGGAAGAACAUUUCUGAGUUACAGCUCAGGAAAAGCCUGCUGAAUUUAUGUUGUUAGCAUUACUUAACACAGUAUAAAGAUGAAAAGACAACAAAAAUAUCUUCAUACUUCCUUAUCCCCUCAUUGCAACAAAACCUUUAACUGGGAGAACCUUAUUCCCCUCUCUUUCUUCUUCCUCCUCCACUUCCCAGUUAUUGUCAUCUUGUAAUAUUCAGAGAGCACCUGGAUUAUGGACCUGAGUAGAGAAAUGCUUUCAGAUAAUCAUUAGCCCACAUACCAGUAACUUAUACUCAAAGAUGGGAUGGAGUUGUAAAGUGCUUUUAUAAUACAAUAUUGUUGUUAAAGGCAAGGGUUCACUCUUUUGUUUUAUUUUGACAUGGCAUGUCCUAAAAUAAAUAUCAAUUAAAUAUGGCAAAUGGGUCAUAUUCUUUAUUUGGAAGAAGUUGUGAUUUCUGACAAGGGGGUGAUUGUCUUCCUACACUGUUGCAUUUGAUUCUUUUUAUGUAUCUUUAAGAAAGUUAUGCUGCUUUUAAUAUUGGUCUUUUUAUUUGGGUUGGGGUUCUUCAACUGAAGCAGUGAAGUGUGUUCAUAGUGCAGAUUUUUUUCUAAUAAACACAAUUUUGCUGCUAAAGCUAUAUAAAUAAAACACAAAAGAAAACAA